UGUAGCUAUGUAGUUCACUCCUUAAAUACUAGGGGAGCUUGGAUUUAAAAGAUGGCUGCACUGUUUCUUUUUUGUAACAGCAUGUAUCUGUAAAUGACAAAUUAUAAGAAUGUUUUUCUUUAGCAAAAGUGUGUGAUAUUCAACAAUUCGACGGUAUUUAAUUUAAAUUACUUGACGCUGAUGUGGUGACAGAACUGACAAGAAUCGAACAUGUUUCAACGUUGUUGCUCACUCGUGUCGACGGCACGACCGGUCGCGAUAGAUUUAAUUAGAUUUGUCUCAAAAAGCGGUGGGUCGAGACAAUGCGUGUCGAGGGAGCUCAAAAGAGACGUCGAGACAGCCUCUUCUAAAUCGAGUGUCUUGUCAGAAGCACCAAAGACUGAGGAUGAAAAUUAUGCGCUGGAAACGCGACCUAACCUGAACAAUAAUACAAACAUAGCUUCGUUUGCUCACGAGGACUAUCUAGAUGAUAGUGACAUAAAAUUGCCGCAUCCCCUGGACGUUUGUACCGAAGACCUGUCAGACAUUGGUCCGCCUCUUACUCCAACCUUCAGUUUCGCUAAAUAUGCGAACAAGUCCCACACAAUCAAGAAGCUGGUAGACCUUGGAGUCAGUUUGUACAAGUUUGAGGCAAAAGAAGGGAUGGUAGAGUAUAUCCUGAACCUCGACUUCGAUCGAGACGUGAAACCAUAUAUAAGAUUCCUGCAUGACUGCGGAGUACCUGCCGAUGACUUAGGCACAUUCAUUACAAAGAAUCCAAACAUCUUCAAGGAGGACAUAGACGAUCUGCACACGAGAAUAAGAUACUUAAGGGCUCAUAAGUUUAGCGUGUCGAUGAUAAAGACGAUAAUCUGCAAGAAUCCCAAGUGGCUCUCGUUCAAUACAAAGGAUAUAGAUGGCAGGCUCGGUUACUUCCAGAGCAACUUCAAGCUCAAGGGCAAUGAAAUCAGAAAGCUAACAGUCAAGGGGCCUAAGGUAGUAACAUUUAGGAUGGUGCAUCUAAUGGAAAACACGUUCAGUAUAAGGGAGGAGAUGGGUUUUGAUCAGGUGCAAGUGAAGAAAUUGCUUCUCACCCUGCCUAGGCUAUGGAUCAAGAAUCGUGACAGAUUGCUAAGUACGUUCGAAUAUGCUCAAAGUGAAAUGCAGUUGCAGCAUGAUUUUAUUACGCGGAUGCCACAAAUUUUACUUUGUCGAAAAACUAGACUUCAACAAAGACAUUUGUUUCUGGUGGAAAUGAAAAAGGCACAGUAUGAUCCUUCUAAACCAAUGUAUGUUUCACCAUUGACCUUAGUCAGCGGUACAGACAUUGACUUCUGUAGAGAUAUCGCAAAGACGUCUGUUGAUGUUUACAAUGCAUUUCUCAAAACGUUUUAA
Molecule: messenger RNA, 1374 nt
Organism: Trachymyrmex cornetzi
Lineage: Eukaryota; Metazoa; Arthropoda; Insecta; Hymenoptera; Formicidae
Gene: mTerf3
Product: mitochondrial transcription termination factor 3
Exons: 2
Coding region: 211-1374 (387 amino acids)
Biological process (GO): mitochondrial transcription; mitochondrial ribosome assembly; regulation of DNA-templated transcription
Cellular component (GO): mitochondrion
Molecular function (GO): double-stranded DNA binding
Source: RefSeq, a predicted model, not a curated record